CGCGACGCAUGUGUGUAGUAGUAUGUAUGCGGAACUCCGCUUGAUACAAGGUUGUGGGGAUCCCUUCCCUCCCCUCCCCCCAACCACGAGUCAGGGUCCAACCAUUUUCCCCUUCAGCGUUUCUUGUCUUGUCUAUCCGCCCCUUCACAAACAUGUUACAGUUGGUAUUACUGUACCACAUAAUCCACACUGGCAUAUACACGCACAUACACGUUUUUUCCUGGACAAAGCCCGGCUGCUCGCCUUAAAACACGCCAUUGCCCUUGCUUACCUGGACCUUGACCUUGACCUGUUUGCGCCCUCGAGGGGAUUGUCAGCGCUAACGCCACAAUCCUCUCUCUCUCUCUCUCCCCCACCCAAAAAACCCCACAACCCAUUGACGACAUAGAGCAUCCGCUUUUAUGUAUCGUUUGUACCAUGUAUGCGUGUUGUUGGACAUAAUGUACUAUAGCCUCUGCAAAGCCCACCCCACCAAAGCAUUCACCCAUUCCGCAUACUUAC
Messenger RNA from Bipolaris sorokiniana ND90Pr, 501 nucleotides. RefSeq lists its product as uncharacterized. The record is from RefSeq and is a predicted model, not a curated record. The coding region runs from base 23 to 388 and encodes 121 amino acids. The transcript has a single exon. Lineage: Eukaryota; Fungi; Ascomycota; Dothideomycetes; Pleosporales; Pleosporaceae.